Eremothecium cymbalariae DBVPG#7215 is the source of this 870-nucleotide messenger RNA. RefSeq lists its product as uncharacterized. Bases 1 to 870 code for a protein of 289 amino acids. The transcript has a single exon. NCBI's taxonomy places the organism in Eukaryota, Fungi, Ascomycota, Saccharomycetes, Saccharomycetales, Saccharomycetaceae. The record is from RefSeq and is a predicted model, not a curated record.
AUGUGCUCUAAACACAUGAAGAUAGUUAUAGUGGAUCCUAAAUCAAGCAGAAAGACGCGGAUGGGUGCUGCGCAGAGUACCAAGAAGUCAGAUGUAGGUAGCUUGUCAAGAAAGGGUUCACUGCGAAAUGGGAAUACACAAAAUAAUAAUAAUAAUGCAGGCCGUAAUGGGGACUUGUUGCACGGAAGUUCAGAGUACGAUGAUAUUGAGUAUAAUAAUGAUAGUAAGAAAAUGACGAAUAAGGAUGAUAUAGGUGUGGCUGUUCAAUUUGUGGUUCAGAAUAGCCGAGGGUUAGUGCAAGUAGAAAAGCUGCAAAGGAAGAAGAAACCUAGAAGGGAACCUAGUUUAAGCUACAGCAAUAGGACACCGAUGCCAUUGGUAAUAAAGACGGAUCCAAGAUGUAGUUUACUCGAAAAACCAUGUAGAAGAGUCAAUGAUGCUGAUAAAAGUGAACUAAGGCAUCGAAAGUUGUUGAUCAAGACUGAUCCUUUAUUUACGAAGAAGGAAGUUACCUUAAAGUGGGAGAAAGAUAUCACAAGCAGUAGGAAGGCAUUUAAUAAUAGAAUAGCUACAGAAUUGGCCGAUUUCAGACGCCCUGUGGAGCCUGUUGCUUUCAUACCUGAUAGAUAUGACGAAGAAGAGCUCACGGUAGUUUAUACCAAGUCUUGGAAGUCUUCGUUAGGAUUUGACGGGACUAAACCUUCAGGUCCUCUGUUCAGGAUCAUUAGUGCUAGGAAUGCCUGUAACAAUAGCCACAGUUCGUAUAGUCACCACCAAAGCACUAUCAUUGGGAACAACGGGAUUGCUCCAAACUAUCAUUUCAACUACAAUUCAUUCGGAAAGAUUAAAAUGGGCGAAUCGAAGCCUUAA